GCCAUGGCUUCAGGCAGUAUGCAUGUGAUGUAAGUUAUUUUGUGUGUUGCACAACCUUCUCACGUCCCCUGCUGCAUACAAGUCAGAGUGCAGCAAAGAGAAGUUUCCCUUCACAGCUGAUGCGCACUUUGGUAAAGGAUCAUACCUUUUUGACCGACAAGAUGAAGAAGUUGAUCCUCGACGUGGACACAGGGGUGGAUGAUGCUCAGGCCAUCAUGAUAGCCCUCGCAGCCCCCAACGUGGAGAUCCUGGCGAUCACUUGCAGUCAUGGCAACACACCCCUGGACAACGCCUGCAAGAACACACUGCGUGUCCUCAAAGUCUGCAACAGGCUGGAUAUCCCAGUGUACCGCGGAUGUUCAGGGCCACUGUUGGGUCGAACACGCCACGCUGGAGAUUUCCACGGGAAGGAUGGGCUGGGCGACGUCCCAGAUCCAGAUGCUCCAGGCCUGGAGCUGCUGCAGAAGAAACAAGCUGCACAGGCCAUCAUCAAGAUUGUCAACCAAAACCCUGGAGAGGUGAGUUUGGUUGCCACGGCGCCCCUCACUAACCUGGCCGUUGCAGUACAACUUAACCCUUCCUUCCCGAAGAAGCUGAAGGCGCUCUACAUCAUGGGAGGAAACACUGAAUCCAGGGGUAACACCACAGUGUGUGGAGAGUUUAACUUUGUGGCUGACCCUGAAGCCGCCUACAUUGUGUUGGACCGCUACACCUGUCCCACCCACAUCGCCACCUGGGAGUUCAGCUGCAGGAGCAGCCUGCCGUGGUCUUUCUGCGACACUUGGCUGGCCCAAGACACAGACAAGGCUCGUUUCAUGGAAAAGAUUUCCCUCCACACCAGGAAGAUGGUCCAGACUGAGCGGUAUCAAAAGGAGCUGGUAGGAGGACCUGGGUUCAACUCCUGUGACACCUACGCCUUGGCUGCAGCCAUCGAUGACAAGCUGGUGAUGGAGAGUGAAGAGCUUGCAGUGACGGUGGAGUUGGAGGGAACCCACACCCGAGGCAUGAUGGUCGUAGACUACAUGGACCUGCUGAAGAAGAAACACAAGGUCUUCAUCAUGAAGAAAAUUGACGAGGAGAAGUUCAAACAAAUGAUGAUGAAGGCACUGAAAUAGCAUGACAUGUCUGAGUCCCACUAAACGCAUGAUCUCUGCAAAGCGCACUACAGCCGAUACAGUUCAUACUUAUUCCACUUAUUCCACAUACUUAUAUUAUAAUUAUUCCAUGCCAUUGUCUUAAACACAGUAUAGUGGUAUUAGGCAGUGUGCAGCUGUUUUGGAAAAUAUUGCAUGUGUUACAACCAUCAGUCCAUGUGAAGGCCCGAGGAGAAAACAAUUCAGCUUUUCUGUGUUUAUCUUGAGCUGUCUGAUCGACACAGUGGGAUGCACUUUUUUUUUUUUAGUCUUAGGCUCCUAACAUAGGUGGUAAACCCACACUAGACUUGAGAGAAUUACUUUUUCGAACCACAUGAAACACAAACAUUCAAAAUAGAUGAGGAUUUGAUUUGUAUGUACCUGAUAUUACAAGGUUCAUUGUUCAUUAGAAGCUGACUGCCUGAUCACUUACAUUAGACUUGUUACUCACUCAUUACAUUGUUUUUGCAUAUGUCCUCAUCAGUAGACGUGAGAAAAAUUUAAUCUUCUUUAUGAUUUGUUUUUCUUUAACAUUAAGAAGCUUAAUUCCAGAUCCCAUAAUUCAAAUUUUCUUUUUCACUUACUUUACAUUUCACAUUCAGUCAUUUCUAUUUCUGGAUUUGUAUCCUAUUCUAUAGACCUUGAGAUACAUUGUCUUAUUUGUUUAUCCAUUAUUGAUGGUGUAUUGGCUCAGGUGUUUUUGAUUGGUUGUUGCAGCCUAUAAGUCUAGCAUAAAGACAUAUGUGAGUUACUGGGAAUUGUUCUGGAAAUCAUCAAUUUAUAAGCUAUGCAUGUAUUAAACUACCAUGUAAUGUGUC
Molecule: messenger RNA, 1951 nt
Organism: Perca fluviatilis (European perch)
Lineage: Eukaryota; Metazoa; Chordata; Actinopteri; Perciformes; Percidae
Product: inosine-uridine preferring nucleoside hydrolase-like
Exons: 8
Coding region: 120-1115 (331 amino acids)
Molecular function (GO): hydrolase activity, hydrolyzing N-glycosyl compounds
Source: RefSeq, a predicted model, not a curated record